Messenger RNA from Colletes gigas, 3581 nucleotides. It is a transcript of the gene Fkbp14, whose product is annotated as FK506-binding protein 2. The transcript is spliced from 4 exons. The coding region runs from base 24 to 719 and encodes 231 amino acids. NCBI's taxonomy places the organism in Eukaryota, Metazoa, Arthropoda, Insecta, Hymenoptera, Colletidae. Gene Ontology annotation, molecular function: peptidyl-prolyl cis-trans isomerase activity; calcium ion binding. The record is from RefSeq and is a predicted model, not a curated record.
UUCGCCAGCGUACGUACCGAAUCAUGGCUGUCCGUUCGAAGAAUACCGCGAGUGUCGUGCUCGCGUCGUGCCGUACGGUGCUUGUCAUGCUCGCAGUCGUUCUUGUUUUCGCCGACGCCGAUCAGAGCCAGUCGGGGCUGAAGGUCGAGAAGGUCUACGUGCCGGAGGUAUGCGACAACAAGUCGAAAAUCCGUGACCAGCUGACGAUGCAUUACACCGGGACGCUGCAGGAUGGUACAAAGUUCGAUUCAAGCUUGGACAGAGACGAGCCUUUCGCAUUCCAGCUGGGAGUCGGCCAAGUUAUUAAAGGCUGGGACCAGGGAUUGGUGGAUAUGUGCGUGGGCGAAAAGAGGAAGCUGACCAUACCGCCGGAACUCGGUUAUGGAGAGAAGGGAGCCGGAAACGUAAUUCCUGGAGGUGCUACUUUGUUGUUCGACGUUGAGCUGAUCAACAUCAGCGACUCACCGCCAACCGCGAACGUGUUCAAAGAAAUCGACAGCGACCAGGACAACCAGUUGUCUCGCGAGGAGGUGAGAGCAAUGGUGAGCCAGUACCUGAGAAAGCAGGUGGUCGAGGCGGAGCAGGGCAGCGAGGAGGUGAAAAAGCUGCUGGCCGACAACGACAAGUUCGUGGAGGAGAUAUUCCAGCACGAGGACAAGGACAAGAACGGCUUCAUAUCCCACGACGAGUUCAGUGGGCCGAAGCACGACGAGCUUUGAAGUCUUCGUGCCGCGUCGCCGCGUCUCCGAGCAUCGCGUCGCCGACGGCGUCGUGGCUCGCGCCACCACGUGUUCACUUCCGCGGGGAAUCGCCUCCUCGAGUCCUGUCUGGUCCGCGGGCACCAUUGAGAACACGCUCGAUUGGCCCCCACGACCGAUCGAUCGUUUCGUCUGCUGCGCCGUGCACGCGGAUCCCUCCGAAUCUCGAGGAACAAGCUGGGGAAGCCGAGGAACGCGGACGAGAGAACCGGGAACGCCGGAACCACCCUCUUCUUCGCCCGGGGAAUUUCUCUCGCGAAAGGAGGACACUGGGCCAAUACCGAUCACGAACGAAUUCCGGAAAAGUGUCCAGGAGUUUCGAUCCAACGGAUGCUGGGAACGGGGGAACGCGCGCUCUUUCCAGGGAUUCCUCCGCGAAUGGGAAAUUUCAUCGAUCGCGAGACCGAACUAAGAGCCGGGAGCUUGAGAGUCGAAGAUAUCGUCGAGUUUCGUGUGCCCAGGGCACCGCUGAGCCCUGAAAAGCACCGCUGAAAAGCUUCUUGCUCGAUAGAGAACGCGUUGCUCGAUUCUUUCGAUAUAUUCGUUAUCGUCUGGGGAAGGAGCGGAAAUUAGAGCUCAGAUUAUCGUUUUUCCGUCGUGAUAGAGUCGUUGGGAAAGCAUCGGCCAACAGGGAGACAAUCGAAGAGUGAUCGAUCGCGCAUGCAUGCUUCCAUGUAGCCUUUUUAUCGCCUCGUAGAGAUUGUUGCGUGACUGAAAGUGGAUUGUGUGGGUUUAAGAGCUUGUACUCGACGGUAGAGGUUUGGUAGAGAUGAUAAAAAAGAUUAUUAUAGUGUGCAUGGAAUAUGCCUUUUACCGUCUUGAUCGAAACUACGAUGUUCAGUCGAACGAGGGAUGGUAAAAAGCACUAUAGUUAAUCGUUGGCUGGGUAGAGAAGUUUUCACAGGUUCAUGCUACACGGGAGUUUGCGUCCUCAACAUUUAUCAUUUUGGACGAUUCGUCGAAACACAAAAGAAUAUCAUUUUUCUUACGUACGAUUUUCGAGAAACAAUUUUCUACAUUUAUACCCAUAUUUCUGACAAGGAAUAUUCGCAAACGGUCCGGCUUCGAUUUUGAUGAAACUUUGGUGGUUUCACCCCUUAAACUCGAGUCACCGCAGCUAAAAAAAAAUACGUAUCUAUUAUUUUUGGCUGCUUUAUAAGUAUACAAAGUUUCAUCAGAAUCGAAGCUGGACCGUUCGCGAAAAUUCUAUUCUAUUUCUAUUACGCGAAAGGAAAAGUUUGGCGUACUUUUUUUUGGUAAUCGUGUGCAGCAGUACAAAUAUAACACCAGUGUUCUAUCCAAACCACAAGGAAUAAUUUUUGUUUCCUGUUUGCGUUAUCAUGCGAACUCGUGAUAUCACUAUUCUAUUAGCACUUUGCAAAUUAUAGAAUAUUUUAUUUUUAUUCUACAGGUGUAUCUGUAUUGUAACAACUUGUAUUCGAAAAAAUGGCGCAGACAGUUGAUUGUGCUUGUAUUUCGAUUAUAUUAUUAACGUAUAAAUUAACAUUUAUAUUUGAAUUUAGUGCAACGUCUGAAACUCUCAUAAAUCCUUUCCAUACCCGAGAUCCAUAUCGUUCCUGUAGUCUUCUUGGGAAUGGUAAAUAUUUCAACAUCUUUUAAUGGCGCUGGACAAUGUUGAAAUAUGGUUAUAAAUGUAUAAAAUUAUUUUGCAAAGUUACAUCGAAAACACGAAUAAAUGUGAAAACUUUAAGGGCUGAUUUCACCCUUUCAAAGUGGAACGUUUGUACAAAGUUUUAUUCAAAUCGGAAUUUCCCUUUCAAGGGACGUACAGUAAUGAUUCUUAAAAUGAACCCCUAUAUUCGUAAAUUGAACAUUCGAACAUCGACAGAAGACAAACUCCGUUCAUCUUAAGAAUCAUUAUCCUCGAAAACCGCCAGCAAUCGUGGAUCUCGAUCAAAGGAUCCGCUCGAAGUUAUCGAAAACGCUAAUGCAAACACUCGUGUGCGCCGUGGCUGGUGCAAACCCAUUCCUGCUCGAUAAAAGGCCUAUCUAUCCUCUGCUGAAGUAUCUCGCGCGAGGGAAAGUCGAUAAUCCGAGCAAGGACCGAUAGCGGAAGAAGAGGAACAAAGAACAAAACGAAACGACGAAGUUCUCUCGAUGCCCCUAACGGUUUCCGGUCAGAGACAGAGUUUUUCAUCCGAACGCGUCACGGAAAACAUGUACAUUUACGGAAGAUGGAAAAAACAUUCGCGCGUCGAAUGAUCGAACAACGAGGACGAGCGCGCAUCCGUUCCGAGUGAUUGAAAUCCUGGCGCGAAGCGAGGCUGUUCUAACGUAAUAUAAUUAUACAAAUAUAGAUAGAAACAGACAAGGAGAAAAUGUGCGAUAAAGUAUAUAUGCGAGAGACAGAGAAAAAGGGAGGGAGAGAAAGAGUGGUUUUUCUACACGACUAUAGAUGUUAGCAUUAAUUAAGCGCAUCGGCGUAACGGUGCUAAAAUGGAAUCACGCGCGAAAACGUUCUGUCCCUCUAUCGAAAGCUUCUUCCUUUUCAUCCCCCUUUGAGUCCCCCCCCCUCAGAACGUCCCUUUUGCACCAGCAGCCAAAAACCUCACACUCGCACUCACAUCCCCCCCCCCACCCACCCCCCACUCCCACCGGCAUUCUCAGGCCGCGAAUUUCACGCGAGAGACGUAUCCAGGACCGGAGUAGGAUCGCACGAGGAAGGUGCAAUCUCGAGGAUGCGUGGUGGAGAUGAACGGCGAUCGCAUCGACGCGAUUCUUCUUUCCCACGAUCGCCGCCUAUCAUUAUUACACUUUUUAACUGAUACGUUUUUAUUACUACAUUAUAUUGUAUGUCGUUAA